Molecule: messenger RNA, 7792 nt
Organism: Branchiostoma belcheri (Belcher's lancelet)
Lineage: Eukaryota; Metazoa; Chordata; Leptocardii; Amphioxiformes; Branchiostomatidae
Product: proprotein convertase subtilisin/kexin type 5
Exons: 32
Coding region: 348-5438 (1696 amino acids)
Biological process (GO): peptide hormone processing
Cellular component (GO): Golgi membrane; trans-Golgi network
Molecular function (GO): serine-type endopeptidase activity
Source: RefSeq, a predicted model, not a curated record
AACGCGGUCAAGGGUCAACGCGCGUCCAGGAUGCUGACGCCAUAGAUUUACUCCGCCUGAUCCAGCCUGGAGAGUUUCUUCUCUCCCCACCAGUCCACAAGCCGCUAGCUUCAAACCCACACCAACAUCUGUGCCAGUGUCAUGACGACUUCAGCCCGCAAAGUUUACCGAGCGGUUCAGCUGUGUUAAACCCUGGUCUGUGGAGGCCGAAAGUUCGACAGUCGAGUGCCGAGAUUUGUGGCGUUUUAGUUGCCACGUCAGGGAUUUUGUUUGGGGUGUAAAAAAAACUUGGUAGCGUCGUGAGUGUUACAGCGAUUCCGUCCCGGGACCGGAGCUGUUGUGCUACCAUGCCGUCUGCUGUCCUUGCGCUUUUCGCUGCCGCUCUUUGUGCGGUAAGCCUGCGGACUGUGGCCGCGGAGGGCCCGAGGGUUUACCGGAACGAGUGGGCCCUUCACGUGGAGGGCGGGACUGAGGCGGCGAACAGGCUUGCCUUCAAGCACGGAUUCAUCAACAAAGGACAGAUUGGAUCUUUGGAGGAUCACUACUUGUUUGUUCACCGGCGGACGUGGAAACGCUCCCUACGGUCCAGCAGCCACAGACAUGCACUGUUACAGAGAGAACCGGAGGUGAGAUGGUUACAACAGCAGGUUGUGAAGAGGAGAGUGAAGAGAAGAGUGAAGAGGGUGUACAGCAUGAACCCCUGGGAGCACAGGGUUAUGGAGAACGCCCCGCAGGUCAACGACCCUGAACCUGCCCAGCCGGACAACCACUGGGAUCCGCACUUUAAUGACGACAAAUGGGACAAGAUGUGGUACCUGCAUUGUGACCGCCCCGGCUUCGCCUGCCAGUCUUCAGACAUGAAUGUGGAGGCAGCCUGGAAGAAGGGGUACACGGGGAAGGGGGUCGUGGUCUCGAUUCUCGACGACGGGAUUGAAACUGACCAUCCCGACCUGGCUGGGAACUAUGAUCCAGAUGCUAGUAGCGACAUUAAUGGUGGUACCCUGGACCCAACCCCCAGAUAUGAGUAUACCAAUGAGAAUAGACAUGGUACCAGGUGUGCAGGGGAGGUGGCAGCAAUGGGAAACAACUCCUUCUGUAGUGUUGGUGUGGCCUACAAGGCAAGAAUAGGUGGAGUGCGGAUGUUGGAUGGAGAUGUGACAGACUCGGUGGAGGCGGCCUCCCUCGGUCUGAACCCGCAGCACAUCAUGAUCUACAGUGCCUCCUGGGGACCUGAUGACGAUGGGAAAACCGUGGACGGGCCCGCCAAUCUGGCCACAAAAACCUUCGCACAAGGGGCGGAAAGGGGUAGAGACGGGCUGGGCUCCAUCUUCGUUUGGGCAUCAGGCAAUGGAGGCCGUACAUACGACAGCUGUGGCUGUGACGGUUACACCAACAGUAUCUACACGAUAUCUGUAAGCAGCGCAUCAGAACAGGGCAAGGUGCCGUGGUACCUGGAACCCUGCGCCUCAACACUGGCCACAACCUACAGCAGUGGAGCUCCACACGAGAGGAAAGUGAUCACCACAGACUUGAGGAAAGGCUGUACAGAGUCGCACACAGGGACAUCUGCCUCUGCACCAAUGGCUGCUGGGAUAUGUGCUCUAGCGCUGGAGGCAAACCCCAUGCUGACAUGGAGAGACAUGCAGUACAUCGUGGUGAUGGCAGCCAACCCCGUCCCUCUGGACAAGGACUCGGAGUCGUACCCACGAGACCCACGCAAGGAGAGCGACUUCGUGACCAACGGCGCCGGGCUGCGCGUCAGCCACAACUUCGGCUUUGGCCUGAUGGACGCGGGGAAGAUGGUGGAGCUGGCGGAAAGCUGGAGGAAAGUUCCAGAACAACACGUGUGUGAGGAACAACCAAGUUCACAGCAAAGGGCGAUAACCAAGGGUCAGAUGAUCGUGGACACCAAGACCACGGGCGGAUGUAAUGGGACUGACCGCCAUGUGAGGUUCCUGGAGCACGUGGUGGUACAGAUGACCCUGGACCACCCCUGCAGGGGUGACCUGUCCAUACACAUCACAUCACCCGCAGGGACGCGGUCAACACUGCUGCCGCAGAGGCAGUUUGACUCAUCAUCAGAUGGUCUAAAGGACUGGUCUUUCAUGACAACUCACUGCUGGGGAGAACAACCAUAUGGAGACUGGGUUCUGGAAGUUAGAGACCUGGGGAGGACAAACUGCCAAAGAUACGGCCUUCGCUCUGUACUGCCUGUUCUGAGGAAGUGGAAGCUGAUUCUGUACGGCACUGAGGAACAUCCGCUGUACAAACGGGACGAGGAGUCCAGGAUUCACACACCUCAGACUCGGGAGGAGCCUACUGAUGAAGACGACUGUGAGGACGGGUACUUCUAUGACCACAAACACCACCACUGUCGCCACUGUGAUAGUUCCUGUGCCACCUGCCAUGGCAGACGGGACACCCAGUGUCUGUCCUGUCACGAAGGCUUCUACUUAGUACAGGACGAGGGAACAUGUGAGGAGGAAUGUGGACAGGGCUAUUACAAGGAUGAGGAACAGAGAAAGUGUCUGGACUGCUUUGCGGACUGCCUGACGUGUGAGGGGAGCGCGGACCGCUGCACCAGCUGUGAUGAGGAGGACGGAUUGAAGCUGUUUGAGAACACGUGCGUGGCGCAGUGCGCGGAGGGACGGUACAUGGACGAACACGACGUGUGUCAGGACUGUCACGAGUCCUGUGAAACAUGCACAGGUCCUGAUGCCACCGACUGUGUGACCUGUGCAGAUGAGGACCUCCUCCAGGAGUCCCAGUGUGUGGAGACUUGUUCCUCUGGCUUCUUCAAACAGCACUAUGAAUGUCUCAAGUGCCAUGCCACCUGCGCAUCUUGCUCAGGGCCGAGAGACGACCAGUGCCUCACCUGCUCAGGACACCUGCAGCUGGAUGACGACACCAGCAGGUGCAUCACCUUGUGUGAAGAUGGUGAGUAUGGAACAGAGGAGGGCAGGUGUGAGGAGUGUAACACCAUCUGCAAGAAGUGCAACGGCUCACGAGCUGACCAGUGCUUGGAGUGUCAUCACGACAAGUACCUAUAUGACACGACAUGUGUGGAGUACUGUGGGAACAGGCAUUACCCUGAGAACGGGGAGUGCCAUCCCUGCCACCCCUCCUGUCUGGGCUGCAUCGGGGGAGAGAUCAACCAGUGCAACCAGUGUAACCAAGAUUAUGAAGGAGAGGACCACUUCUUGUACCAGGGCACCUGCCAUGUGGUGUGUCCCCCCGGGCUGUUUGGAGACAAGACAGACCAGGUGUGUAAGGCGUGUGCUCCCGGGUGUAUCGCCUGUGACGGUCCCGCUGACGACCAGUGUACGCUGUGCGAGGAAGAGAAAACUCCGACAGACGGACGGUGUCAGAGCGAAGGCAGCCAGGCACAGGAGGAGGAAUGUGCAGAGGGGUGCCACUCUUGUGAAGAAGGCCCUGACGUCUGUGACAGUUGUGAUGAGAAUUACUACCUGACAGAAGACAGCUGUGUGAGAGGACGGGACUGCCCGUCGUUCACGUACGCUGAUGACCAGGAGAGGGAGUGUCGUCCCUGUCAGGAGAACUGCGAGGCGUGCGACGGGCCAAACAUCGACGACUGUAACUCCUGCAAGGAGGGGUUCUAUAAGACCCCCGAUGGCUGUGGCACAGGGUGUCCCAACAGGUACUACAAGGAUGACACCAACAAGGAGUGUAAGCCCUGUGACUCCAGCUGUUUCACCUGCAGUGGUGCUGCCUCCUUCCACUGUCUCUCAUGUGAGGAUGGGGCCUUUCUACAUGAAAGCAGGUGUGAGUCGACGUGCCCAGCAGGGUACAUAGCCAAUGCGGAGUCCCAUGAGUGUGUGGAGUCCAGCUGUGCCCAGGACCAGUACUACAGCAGUGAGACAGGCAGGUGUGAGGACUGCCCCUCCAACUGUCGGGCUUGUGACAAUGAUGGAGACUGCACAGAGUGUGCCCCCACCUAUAUUGUUGUGGAUGGGCGGUGUAGACCAGAGGAGACCUGUAAAGAUGGGGAAUACCAGGACAGGGACAGAGACACAGCUGAGUUGUCGUGCCGACCGUGUCACCAGUCCUGUAAGACCUGCAGCGGUCCCUCCGGCUCCGACUGUGACAGCUGCAGGGGGGAUGAUACCAUUCUGGACAGGGGGGAGUGCAUCACCAGCUGUGGACCUGGAGAGUACAUGGACAGAAGGGAGAAGAAAUGCAAAGCCUGUCACCCAACGUGUAAGGAGUGUACAGACGAGUAUGACGACACGUGUACAGACUGCGAUGACGGGUUCCUGCUGACGGACAGUGGGUCCUGCGAGGCGGGCUGUCCCCCGGGACAGUUCCUCCACCACCGGGACUGUCAGUCCUGUCACAGGGAGUGUCAGACAUGUGAUGGGCCGCACCACGACAACUGUCUGUCAUGUCCGGAGGGAUCAUAUCUCACUGACAAGCAGUGCUCGAGCCACUGUCCUGAAGGUACGUUUGAGGAGACGUAUGAAGAUGACAGCGGGGCGACGGUGAUGGAGUGUCGUCUGUGUCACGUCAACUGUAAGACCUGUCAGGGGGACGGGGAGAAGGAUUGUAUUGAAUGUGCCAACGACAUCAAGUACAAACAGGAUGGAAAAUGUGUGACGGAAUGUGAGGAAGGGCACUAUCCUGACCUGACCAAUGAAUGCCAGGCAUGCUCCAGUGAGUGUGAGACGUGUGACGGACCGCGCAGUGACCAGUGUGUGACGUGUCCUUACGACUACUACCUGGUCCAGGGCCAGUGUCUGGAGAAAUGUCCAGAUGGUUAUUAUGACACGAUGAGGCAGGAGAAGGAAUGUGGAGAGUGUCACCCUUCCUGUGCCACAUGCAAUGAGGGUGGGAACUACAACUGCCUGUCGUGCCCGUUUGGGUCCAAGCUGGUGAAAGGUGUCUGUUACCCGAUGUGUGAGGAACACGAAUUCUUUGUUGAGGAUACCCAGAAAUGUGAUGAGUGUGAUGUCUCGUGUAAGACCUGCCGUGGCAGCACGUCCCAUGACUGCCUGUCCUGCGAGGCCCCGUACGGGUACCACGCCAUGAAGCACCUCUGUACGGCCUGCUGUGAGCCGGGCUCACCGGAAAGCGAGUACUGCUGCAUCUGUCAUGAGUCCACACGAGUGUGUAUCACAGAUCGUGAGGCAGACUCCGGAGGUGUCCAGUUUUCCUCCACCGGCUCAAUCCCCACUAACGUGGCGUACAUCGCCGUGGCAACCUUCAUCUGUGUCGUGAUCGUCGUCCUGUUCUUCGUGGUGUUCGGGUUGUUACAGGCGCGCAGCAACGGAAGCCUCUGCUGGGCACACAAGUACCAACAGGUCCCCACCACCAGGUAUGAGAAGAUGAACGAUCACGUCAACAUCCUGUCACAGGAGGACUUCUAUAACGAGGACUCUCUAUCUGAGGAUGAAAUACACAACAUCACCUCCAGACAUUAAAGGCAGCUAGUGCAAUUUCAGGGCGGCAAAACUGGAUUUUCAAAGUCAAUUUGUUGGACAUUAUUUUAAUGUUACAGUUAGUACAAAAAAUGUAGCACACGUAGGUUGAAUUAAACCUAUUUCAUAGGAUACUGAUACCUGUGACUAGUGUGAGGCAAAAAUUCCAUGUUUGCAUCAUAGGCUGCAUGGUUCUAGGUACAGUGUAUUUAUGGGUGGUACCCUUAAAAGAGUCAUCGCAUGGCUUGUUUUGGGCUAUUUCAAACUCUUUGAGUAUAAUGAUGAAAAUGUGCUAAGAAUUGGCAGUAAAUGUCAAUAUCAGACAGAUUUUCCUCAUCUAAAAUAUUUUUUGUUUUGCCGCCCUGAAAUUGCAUUGGAUGCCUUAGUCUUGUCUUGUGUUCAAGUCUUUUCUACCCAAACAGAUAAGGGCAACCAAAGAGUUAUCUGUAUAAAGUUGUAGAAGUUCUUCUAGUAUGUACUACAUUGUACAUUUUGCAUUUUGUGAGCGCAAUAAUUACAUGACUGUACUACUACUUGUUUUCUAACUGGGGCACCUUUUUCCCAUUCUUUUUACUCACAUUACUUGCACGUAUGUUGUAUAUCUGCCAGGAAAAUGUGAGAAUGUGUUUUACUGUUACAGUACAAUGAUAAGCCACAUAUUUGUGUUAAUAAGCUACUACUCAAGAUAGAGGAGAGCUGAUAGUGAGAAGUGCAGAAUAAUGAAAAAAGUGAAAAUUUUCUAUGGUGCUAAAACAACAUCAAGGAAUGGUAGACUAAUAAAUACGUUGACUUUAUUUAAUUUAACUAUAAUUAUGUGACCCUUAGAAUGUAAAGGCCUUAGCAGUUUUUAUUCCCAGAGCGAAGCAUUAAAACCAGACAAAAUGGUAAUUAAGAUAUCAGAUAGGAUAACCCAUAAUUUGAUUGUUUUGAUAUCUAUGGUACCAAAAAAUAGUGGGAAACCUAAGGAUUUUCAUUAAGUGCCAAUUUUCCUUGUCCAGAGGGUCAAUGUCAUGUUGAAAGAUAAACAGGAGUAGAUGGUAUGUGUGGUGCGUUCUUUGAGUAUCCCUGGUUUGAAUGUGUGCCAAAUCAACACCUUACGUUCUCUGGAAUGCUAUCUGAAAGGUUCUAUAUUCAGAUCACAUUCCUGUAAUGCCCUGUAAUGUCUAUAGAGCUAGCUUUCAUUUUAGGUCAUCCACCAAAAUAACUCUCAAGUGCAUUCUUUAACUGGGUACUGUUGUCAUGAAGGACAUAUUGUUGACACCCAGGAAAUGCUGAUUUAGCCAUGACCUGACCUAUGUACUGAGUAACUGUUCACUGUUGAAACAGAUGUUGUCAGCUGUCUCAUGAAUAUGAUUGUUAAUCAGAAAAUUGGUAUAGUAUUUUGUGUAGCAGUUUUAAUGUAUUGUAGUGUAUAGUACACUUAAUUGCACAGGAUAUGUUGUGCCUUAGCUUGCUCUUGCAGAAAAGUUUGUUGACAAUCAAUAUGCUAUGUUUCAGGAGUAUGUAUUUAUGUAUCUUCUUAUAGUCUAGAAAUUGUGCUAAAACUUUGUCGGAGUGUUUUUGUAUAUUUAGCUUCUGUGAUUAUGUACAUGAAUGACUGUAAAUAAUCAUGUUUGAUCCUGAAAGAUAUUGAAGAAAAAUGAUGUUAAAUAUAAAAGUUAUUUGAAGCUUGCUGAAGAAAGAGUGCCUUAAACCAUUCUCCACUACAAAUUGUGGCUGUGCAAGCACAAACUAUUCUAGGAAGGGCUUUUCGAAACAGAAAUCAUAGUGGGCCAGGAAUUGGUGAAAUUAAAUAAUGGGCCCAUUUGCAAUCAUGUAGCUUGUACGUACAUGGAACAGAAAUUGCAUGCAUGAAAUUGAUUAAUUUAGAAAUGUCACCAUUGAGAGCUCUUCAGAAUCUUGCAUAUUAUUAUGAAUUUAGAAGAAACCGAUUAGUAAUAUAGAAAGAGAGUGGCCCUAAUCUAGAAGCAGAUUAUUUUGGGGGCAGGGGACGAUCAAAUUGGCCACCCGAGUUACCUUUUGCCCCUGUGGGUGGCGUCUUGGGUACUACCUGGCCAAUUUGAAACUGUCUGCCAAUUUGAUACUGUAACAGUAUUGCAGCCACCAAAAGUUCUGCUUGGAGAUUAGGGAGGCACUUCAACUACAUUGUAUGUUGAGGUACUUCUGUUAAGAAAUAUGACAGGAACAGCCUUGGCUAUCUUCUCAUUAAUGAUGUAAAGCUCACAUCAAGCCAUAUUAAUACAAACUUAGAGAUGCAUAUUUUUGUAAUCCGGUUAUUGUAGUAGAUCUACAUAUUAUAUCCUUGUCAUGUUUUCAUGAUGUAAAAAUGAUUACUGAAUCAAAGAAUGGGAACUAGA